Messenger RNA from Sphaerodactylus townsendi, 4906 nucleotides. It is a transcript of the gene RRP12, whose product is annotated as ribosomal RNA processing 12 homolog. The record is from RefSeq and is a predicted model, not a curated record. Bases 48 to 3932 code for a protein of 1294 amino acids. The transcript is spliced from 34 exons. NCBI's taxonomy places the organism in Eukaryota, Metazoa, Chordata, Lepidosauria, Squamata, Sphaerodactylidae.
GAAGAGGAAGGCUGCACGUGGUUACCUUCUGGCCGAAGCCGGUCGGGAUGGGCCGUUCGGGGAAGUUGCGCUCUGGCUCUGCCAGCAAACUCAAGCGUUGGCGCAAAGGGCACAGCAGCGACAGCAACCCGGAGGAGCGGCGCUACCGCCUGGCAGCUCGUGGUCGUCUUCUUGCUCCUCGAUCAGAAAACAGUGAUCUGACUGUGGAUGCACUGAAACUGCAUAAUGAGCUUCAGUCAUCAGGACCACUUCCUCCUUUUCGGGAUGCAGAGGGUACCCAGACCUGCAUGGAAGAUGAUAACAAUGCAGAAACGAAGACCCACAAAUCUUCAGCCACCUUCUUGAGUGGUCUGAGCGACUGCACCAACCUCACCUUCGGCAGAGUGCAGCGUCUCUGGGAGUCUAAUUCUGCUGCUCACAAAGAGAUCUGUGCUGUGUUGGCUGCUGUCACAGAAGUUAUCCGAGCGCAGGGCGGCACCGAGAGUGAGACAGAAUAUUUUGGUGCACUGAUGACAACUCUAGAAGCAGUUGAAUCUCCUGAAUCCAUGGCUGCUGUAGCUUAUUUGCUUAAUCUGGUGCUGAAGCGAGUCCCAGGUCCUGUGCUUAUCAAGAAGUUCUCUGAUACCUCCAAGGCAUUCAUGGGGAUCUUGAGCUCCCAAGCCUGUGGAAGCUCUACCUUGGCCUUGCGCUGGGUGCUCUCCUGCUUAGCCACAUUGCUGCGGAGACAAAACCUAGAAGCUUGGAACUACCCGGUUACGAUGCAAGUUUUCCAUGGCCUUCUCAGCUUUACUGUCCAUGCCAAGCCCAAGGUCCGCAAGGCUGCCCAGCAAGGUGUUUGCUCCAUCCUGAGAGGCAGUGAAUUCCUGUUUGGAGAUGGGGCUCCCUCGCAUCAUCCAGCAGCAUCCUCAACUGCAAAGUUCUGUGUGCAAGAGAUCGAGAAGGCUGGAGGUGCAAAAGAGGCCACCACCACAUUGCAUGUGCUCACUCUGUUGCGAGACUUAAUGCCUUGCCUGCCUGCCUCAUCUGUUAAACCCUGUUGUGAGACCUUGCUUCGUGUCAUGACCCUCAGCCAUGUGCUGGUAACAGCGUGUGCCAUGAACGUCUUCCAUAGCCUGUUUGCUUCCCAGCCGCCUUCGUUGUGCCUGCCAGCUGAACUCAAUGCCCAGAUCAUUACUGCCCUGUAUGACUAUGUGCCCAGUGAGGGUGACCUGCAACCUCUGCUGACCUGGCUGUCUGUCAUGGAGCGGGCACAGAUCAGCUUGGCAAGGCAGCAGUGGGAGCUCGGCUGGGCUCAUCUUUCUCGGUUCUUCAGUGCAGCCAUGGUCGCCUUCCUUUCCCCACACGCCCAGGUGGUGUCAGCUGCUGCCCAAACCCUAAAGGUUCUGCUCAAUGAGUGUGUGGCCCCUCACAUGGCAGAACUGGGGUCGGUUUCUUCUGCUACCCCAUCUGGACCUGCUGCCCAUGUCUGCAAGAUGUUCAGAGCAGUGGAACAAGGCCUGACAUACCGGUUCCAUGCAGCCUGGGCCUCUGUGUUGCAGGUUCUGAAGACUUUCUUUGAGGCUUGUGGGUGCCAGUGUCAUCCCAUGAUGAGAAAGUGCCUACAAUCUUUAGCUGACCUGCGUGGAUCCUCACACUUUCCUCACGUCAUGUUUCUCGACCAAGCUGUUGGGGCUGCUGUGGCUACCAUGGGGCCUGAAGUGGUGCUGCAGGCUGUGCCUCUAGAUAUCGAUGGCACAGAGGAGAGACUGGAUUUCCCUCGCAGCUGGCUCCUCCCUGUGCUUCGGGACCACAUCCAUGAUGCUCCCCUUGCCUUCUUCUGCAGUUACUUCUUGCCACUAGCUACAACUCUAAAAAACAGAGCCACAGACCUUGCCCAAGCUGAACGACACUUAGAAGCCAAGAUCUACGAUACUCUGCAGUGCCAGGUCUGGAACCUCUUGCCCAGUUUCUGCACCCAUCCUACAGAUACAGUAGCCUCGUUCAAGGGUCUGGCACGCACAUUGGGAAUGGCCAUCAGUGACCGACCGGAUCUGCGGCUUAUAGUUUGCCAAGCUCUUCGUAGGCUAAUAAAUAAGGGUUGCCAGACAGAUGCUGAACGUGCUGAGGUUGGGCGUUUUGCAAAGAACUUCCUGCCCAUCCUGUUCAAUGCUUAUAGCCAACAGGAUGCUGCCACCGAGAGCCCUGUGCAAAGACGCUCUGUGCUGGACACUAUCCGAGCCUAUUUGACAGUCACAGAGACUCAGAUGGUGUGUGGAUUCUUGGAGAAAGCUACUGAGAAACUGACCAGCCCUGAUAGCUCAGAGUUUACCAGGCUUUCCAUUUUGGACCUUGUUGUAACCAUGGCUCCCUAUGUUGAUGAAAGGUCUCUACAUUCUCUCUACAAUAUCAUCCAGCCCUCAUUGCAGAACAAAGACCAUGGGGUCCAGAAGAAGGCAUAUCGGGUACUGGAGGAGGUGUGUGCCUCUGAGCGGCCUGCAUGUCAGAACUUUGUGGAGAGCCACCUGAAGGAGCUGCAGAGUGCUCUGCUGGAGUCCUUGCCCAGCGCAGCCUCACCUGCCAAGAGGCCCCGACUGAAGUGCCUCUUCCAUGUUGUCAAACAGCUUGUGGCAGAGCAUGAGGAUUUUGUCACUGCCUUGGUGCCAGAGGUGAUACUGUGCACCAAAGAGGUAUCUGUGGGUGCCCGUAAGAAUGCCUUCAGUCUGCUUGUAGAGAUUGGUCAUGCCUUCCUGCGCUUUGGCCCUACUGCAGAUGACGCAAUGCAACGGUACCUCCUCCUGGUCUAUGCAGGCUUGACUGGCUCUGUUAACAUGAUGAGCUGCACUGUUCUUGCUCUUGCUCGGCUGCUGUUCGAGUUCAAAGAACACAUCAGCCCAGUUGCCUUAGAGCAGCUUGUGCAGCAUAUCUGCCUCAUGGUAGGCUCUCGGACACGCGAUGUGGUCAAGUCAGCCCUGGGCUUCCUCAAGGUGGCGCUGUUGCUCCUGGAUGUAGCUUUGUUGGGACGGCAUCUGCAGACCAUGCUAGAAGCGAUCGGGGGCAUGAGUGAUGACAUGAGGCGUCACUUCCGCAUGAAGCUGCGAAACCUUCUCUCCAAGCUGAUCCGCAAGUUUGGCUUUGACCCUGUACAAGCUUUGCUCCCAGAGUCGUAUCGCAAGGUGCUGCUGAAUAUCCGCAAGGCUGAGGCAAGGAACCGCAAGCGGCAAGCUUUGAAACGGGCGGCGGGUUCUGUAGAAGAGGACAGACCAGUGAAGUCCAAGGGAGACAGUAUGGAGGAGGUCCUAGCAGACUCAGACACUGACUGGGAAGAUGAUAGCAAACAGCAUGGUGGUAAAGAGACCAAGAAGGCGUUACAGCCAAGAGCCCAGGCCUGGCUCAAAGAAGGAGAAGGCGAUGAGCCCCUCAACUUCCUGGACCCACAUGUGGCACACAGAGUUCUGGCUACCAAGCCAGGCAUUAGUAAGGCUGGGAAAGUCAGUCAUGACUUCAAGGUGUCAGCUGAUGGGCGGCUUAUCAUAUGUGAAGAGGAGGAUGAAGAGGACGAAGAGACUAAAGGAGUGGAUGAGGAGAUGGCCGAUCUGAUGCAGGAAGUUGGCAUCCGAAGUAAGAAGGCACAGAAGCGGCGAUUCCGAGAUGAGGUAGAUGACAAGGAGCAGGACACUGACAUGCAACCACAGUAUAAAGCUGGGGGGUCUGGAAUCCAUCGUCCUGUUGGCAAGAAUGUAGCACCUGGUGUAGAAUACAAGGCAAAGAAAAGCAAAGGAGACAUCAAGAAGAAGGGUCACCUGGAUCCUUAUGCUUACAUCCCCCUGAACAGAGCCAAACUGAACAGGAGGAAAAAGGCAAAACUUCAAGGACAAUACAAGGGCCUCAUGAAGGGAGCCCAACGUGGUGCCCAGGCUGGCAAGAGACAGCGCAAGAAACAACCCCAUGUCUAAAGGAGAAAGGACUCAUUAAAACUCAGCCAAAGCAACUGGAUUGCGGGUGGAUUUGGUCAUUGCCAUGCUUCAACUUGAGCUGUUCUCCAUAUAUAGAAUGUCAUCUCAAGUUUUGCACAUUAGCCUUGUAUGUGCACAGAUUUUUGUCUCCUGUAGGUUAAAAGAAUAUCCAUUGAAUAUAACCAUAUCACCCCAGUCUUUUUUAUUUAUGGAUCUUGGCAGAUGGGCUUGUUUCUCCAGAGAGUGGUUCCACAGUUCUCAGUUCAACUGCGUGCAUUUCUGGCAGCCUUAGAGUUAUUGGAGAGUGUGUGUGAGUGAAUAUGUUUGAGUGUGUAAGACAGAAAGAGAGACGUAAAUAUGAUUGCCUGCUCUAAUUUUUAAACAAUGAAUGCUGUUAAACCCAGAAGCAGCAGAAACUGGUCUAAUAAAAACCUCUCUCUCCGCCUGUUUUUCUUCUUUUGGCUUGACACUUAUUUCUAAGAACUUGGUUCUUUCUGAGAACUCGCCAGCAUCUUUCCUAAGAUUCAGGAUGUAUUCUGUCAGAGAUACCGAUAGUAAGAAUGGAGGUGAAUGCCAAAAUUGGCGGGGCCAUUCCCAGGAUCAGGGAUAGCCAAGCCCCAAGAAGUAAGCAAUGCUGGUUUCCAAGCCAGACAUCACCUGGCCUCAUUAUCAGAUGAUUUCUUGCUUUCAUGAAAAGUCUAAAAAUGGAAACCAUCAAUGAAAACUGUAUUUGUUAAAGUGCUGUACCAUUUACUACUUAAGGCCAUGAUGGAAAGUUGGAUUCCAUGUAUAUUGGCUAUUGAUUACAACGUGUAGUUUUCUCUGCACAUGUUCAGAGAUUUUCCAUAAUAUGCCAUUAAGGCAGUUCUGUAUAGAGAAUCCUCUCUAAAAAGAGCUCAUUGGGGAAAAUACAUUAAAUCAGUGUAAACAGCAAUAUACUAAAAGGUAUAGUAAUAAAAAUACUUUAAAUAAGA